AUGGUAACAGCUGUAGAACUGAACUCCUCCAUCAACGCCGCCUCUACUCGAGAAGAUCUUUCCCGGCUACGGUCAACGGCACGUCGUCUUCGGACCAACAAUUGUAAAAAGCGCACCGAAGUUCAGGAGCGUUUGGCUGACAACGACAUUGAUGACAACAAGUUGGCGCUAUUGGAGACUGAGGAAGCUACGUUAGAAGCAGAGAUCAUCGCACUCUCUGGCGCCGCUGACAAUGCUUCCAGCAAGAUCAAUGCGUUAAUGCGAGAGACCUGCAUGGUGAACUCGGCCACUCUAUCAGCGGACGACUCCAACAACAACGCCACCGCAACGCCAACCUCUACUGAGUCAGUUUCUGGCCUAGUCAGAGCCCUAUCUUCGGCACUCAGUCGUCGGCCUUACGACUCAAGAACCAAACGAGCCGAUAUUAAUCGUCUCCCUAUGCAGGGUCGAAGUCUUAUCGAUCCCUACCAGCUUCCAGCCCACUUCAGACGAUUGGAGAAAUGGUUUGCCAGCAACGAGUUUGGUACUUUUGACGACUCGACUAAGGCCUUCGUUGCCGAUAAGGAGGUGGAAGCUCAGUUGGUUGAGAAGGCUAUAGAGAGUCUCUCCUCUCAUCGUAAUGUCGCCUCUGAGGCGAACACUUUGGUUGAUACCUAUGGUGCUACUUGGAACCAUCUCAAGAACACGCUCAUCGACAAGUUUGCAAAGCCCGAAGACAUCCGUCGUGAGCUCAACCGUAAGAUAUCCCAGCUCACAUACAAGGGCCACUCUAAUGUCGAUGGGUUCAUUUCUGAGUUGCGUCAGAUCCACACAUUGGCGUCUACCGUCAACUCCUCGCCUGAGGACAGUGUUUACUUCAUCGACGACAUUCUUCGAGAUUUGAUCAAGGCUUGGUGUCUCGUAUGCGUUGGCCUCGACUCCGUUACCCUCUCUGGCCGUUUGGUAUAUGAGGCUACUCCUGUAUCGACACAACUACCGGCUGCGCCCUCCCUCGCUACCAUCUAUCUGGUGGACGACACUGACCCGAAGUCAUUGGUAUCACUACCCCCGGUGGUAGCUCCCCCUGAUCCUCCUACUCAACUAUGUAAUCAAGACAAAAAGCUCGCUCUCGAUAUUCUCCAAGCACUGGUUGCCAAAGGAUGGCGUGAUCUUCCUCUGUCGAGGGGUUAUCGCUGUCGUAUCCGAGAACUGUGCCCGGUCGAGCACCUAGACUCUCCACAUCAAACACAUGUUGGUGAACUGUUUUUACCCGCGUCAACUCUAUCGACAAGGCCAUCACCCAGGAACUUCGCCACUCCUCUCUUCAAGCGACUGUCUCCUGACCUCAAGGUCGCCUAUAACUCGAUGAUAGAAGAUUACGUCACCAAGAAGUGGUGGGUAUCGGCCCCAGCGACUACGACUGUCAGCCCCACCCCAGCUGCUAAUGUUUUCCUGAUCAAUGGUUCCAAGCGACCAAGGCUCGUUUGUGAUUUGCGAGCUUGCAAUGCUGCUCUACCUCGCGCUAGCUCGCGCAAUCCAGACUUGUGGAAAGUACUGUCUAUCAUCCGCUUGACUGGUCCAUCAAUAAUCGUUGGCGCCGACAUAUCUUCGGCGUUCUACGCCAUCAGAAUCAGUGCGGAGUCUGGCACUACCCACUUCGUGCUGCACACAGCGCUUGGCACCUUUUGGUCUACAAGAUCAUUGUUUGGAACAAGUAUAGGUCCCAGCUCUCUGAGUGGCACACUAGGAUCGAGUGUCGAGGCUGUCAAGAACUGCUCAUCUGUUUUGCAGUCACCGUCAGUGGUUUCGGUGGUCUCGAAUCAUAGCGAUCAUGGAGAUACGCACACUCGUUACCCUGUCGACCUCACCUCCAACCUCCAGUAUUUUGCUGAUGAUAUCGUCUGCUCCGGCUUCAUCUGCACAAUUAUCCUCCACCUCAUGGCUAUCUUAUUACAGGUCUUGGUCUUUCUGGCGUUUAACUGCCAGCCCAAGAAGUGUGCCAUUUUGACGACUGAGGACAAUCGUCAGGAGGCCGAGAAGACAUGUAAGCAGUUUGGCCUACUCUUCCCUAUAGCUGAAGUUAUUGGAGUGCUGGGCGUGGUCUUCUCCUAUACAGCAAUCUGUGGUGGUCUUCCAGCACGACUAUGUAUGAGCUGUGAUGCGGCUUCUCGCAUGGCGAAAGCUAUGGACUUCCUGAAGAAAGAUCCGGUGUUGGCUCAGCGACCUAGUAAGAUCGAUAUUUUCGCGGUCGGUGGUAAGCUUAGCUUCGACCAGGGACGGGUCCAUGGAGAACGAAGGCUCAUCAGUGAUCUCUUGAAGGUCAUUAUUGCUAGGAAUUUCCCUAGCUCUCCUUGGCACCAGCACUGUGACUUGACGACUAUGCCUUCGACCGAGCAACAGGCCUACGAAGCGGUGGUGCUGUGGGCAAGAGAGGUCUGUGAAUCGUCUUCGUCAUGUCGUCAUCUAUCCCCUCUUCGUUCUAAGGGGCAAUCUGAGGUCACCAUUAUCGUUGAGACCGAUGCUUCGCUCUAUGGCGGCGCUACGGUGGUAAGGAUAGACGACGACAUUAUCCUUCAAGAUGUGUAUCGUUUCUCGGCUCGGCAAAUCUCCUAUUCAUCGAAUAGGAGAGAGCUACUGAUGUGCUUACAAGGCAUUCGUAGAGCGGCUGAGUUGAUAUCCUACCAUCGUACCACUCUCACAGCCCUCACGAAAUGCUCACACCUCAUCUUUAAUGUCGACUUCCGUACCGACAACAAGUCUAGUUGUAGCUGGCUGUCCAAUGAUGAGGCUGUACUGAAGCUACAGAGCUCGAAGAUUCUUGAGCGACGCGCCAUCAUACGACUCAUUGACUCUAUCUCAGAGGAGCUUAAGGUCAUCAGGCAGUAUGGUCGGUUGUCGCUAUCACACUUGGCGGGUGCUACUAACCACUAUGCUGACUCAGCCAGCCGGUUGUUGGACCGGCCUGUCAAGACGGGCACGACAACCACUAGAUUGGGUGAGCUUUUGGCUGCCUAUAAGAAGUCUGAUAACCUCAAGCCAUCACAGUUGAUGGGGUCCGACAAAGGCGAGUGUGCCGGAGAGCAUUGCUGCUGGGCGGGGUCUAUCUCUCACGAUGAAAUACGGCUCAUGGUCAACGCCGCGUCUGCACCAGCUAUGUCCCUUCGAGAGGAUCUCCCAAGCAUCUCCCACGAAGACCUGGAAGAGCAAGAGAGGGACUUAGAAGGUGACUUUGACUCCUGCUGCUGUCUGAUAGAAGAUGAUGACCCUACCGGAGGUAUAGCAGCUUAUGAUCGUCAACCAUUCUCUAUGAUAGCGUCUAUAACCUCCGGCUCAGAUGACUUUUGUGAGGAUGUUUGUCGUGCCGUUGAUUGCGUCCUUGCAAUCCGUGAUGAUCUCGGUCAGAACCCCCCAGCGCCUCACCCAACGGCAGAGCCAUUGAUCGAAGCAAUUGCCCGUGAUUCAUGGGAUGUCGACUCCGUACUAGACCGAGUCCAUAUACUGCGAUUGGUUCUCUCUGUCCUGCGGUCUAAUGCUCAAGCUCCUAAUGCCACUGUCCUGGAGUGUGAAUGGAACCAAGCUUGGAAUCAAGAGGAUGUCUUAUGCGCUGCUCACUCAGCACAGUUCAACUUGGUUAACGUUCACUCUUAA
Molecule: messenger RNA, 3627 nt
Organism: Perkinsus marinus ATCC 50983
Lineage: Eukaryota; Perkinsozoa; Perkinsida; Perkinsidae
Exons: 3
Coding region: 1-3627 (1208 amino acids)
Source: RefSeq, a predicted model, not a curated record